AUGCCGGAGACUCUGCGUUUGUCUGACAACAGAGGGUCAACCAGGAGGCAGAGAAGAAAAGCAGCAAGACACCACGGUCAAAGAUUAAAAGAGAGGUCGGUCUUAGAAGAAAUAAAAAUGCGUGCUGGCCAAGCUCAGUGUGCAACAGCUGGACGUGAUGAAACUGUCAGUAACUGGGAGGAAGGUUACCGCUACUUUGCGAGACACAUUAACAGAUACUUUGGUGCUAGUAUCGCAGAUGACGUGGAUCGAGAUCGCUGUCAGAAAGAGCAGCUUGCUGCAGAAAACAGAGGCACUUACCAGGAUGAGUUCCCUGCACAAUCUACCCCCAAAUCUCAAAGUGUGCCUCCACAGCUGAAACAGAAAGAACAGCUCAUCCCUAAUCCCCAAGGCCUCUUCCACACCAGCAGCCACACAAUGCAUUUUGGGGAGAGCUACUCCCAGAUGGCCAAUCACAUCAACCGAUAUUUCAAGGGUGAGGGUGUCUUAGAGGAAGAAGAGGAUAUAAAUCAUGUGAAUGGGAUGGAUGCUGGAUCCACCACCACUCAGAAACGAAGGUCAAUAUCUCUCAUGGACUGUCUCAUGCACCCCACAAGUGCCAUCCCUAACCUGCUGGGUGGUUAUCUAAAACUGCAUUCCAGGACCCAGAGCAAGCGAUCCAGACCUACCUCAACACCAGUAGAGACUACGUUAAACAGAGGGGUUGUCUUGAGUCGGAGGCAGGCAGAGGAAAUGACCCAUGGGUUGAUUGGCAGUAUGGGAGCGGCCUUGUCUCCAGAUGCUCUGACUGCUCGCAUGGAGGAACUGAACGAACACCUUAUCCGCUACCCAUCAUGCAGAGCAAUAAUGUGGCAGGAGAAAAUUGCAGUUAAACUGGUGAAGCAACGGCGCAGAUAUAAAGAUGACCAUGAACUUCAGAGAGCCAUCAGAGAAACUUUGGCUCUGAUUGGCUAUGUGGAUCCAGUCAAAGGUCGUGGAAUAAGAGUGCUCUCAAUUGAUGGUGGUGGUACAAGGGGUGUGGUUCCUCUGCAGGUGUUGAAGCUGUUGGAAGCUGAAACAGGCAAAAAGAUUCACCAGCUGUUUGACUACAUCUGUGGAGUGAGUACCGGCGCUGUCCUAGCCUACAUGCUGGGCCUGUCCCGUUUCUCUCUCGAGGAGUGUGCUGACAUGUACCGCCGUUUCGGCUCGGACGUGUUCCGCCAGAACCGCCUGGUCGGUACCGUGAAGAUGGGCUGGAGUCACUCCUAUUACAACACAGAAACCUGGGAGAGGAUACUGAGAGAUAAGAUGGGUGAGCAGAUACUGAUCAGAACAGCCAGAGAUGAGAUAAGUCCCAAGGUGUCGGCAGUCAGCGCAGUAGUAAAUUGGGGAAACAGUCCGAAGGCCUUCGUCUUCCGCAACUACAACCACACUCCAGGGUCUCUGAGCCGCUAUGCAGGAGGCUCCGGAUACCAGAUGUGGCAGGCGGUACGAGCAUCGUCGGCUGCCCCGGGGUAUUUCCAGGAGUUCCCCCUACAGAGCGACAUCCACCAGGACGGAGGGAUUAUCCUCAACAACCCCUGUGCCUUGGCUGUCCACGAGAGCCGACUGUUGUGGCCCAACCAGCCUUUCCAGUGCGUUUUGUCUCUUGGCACUGGCCGCUACGACAGUGCUAAAAGGGGUCCCAUCACAUCCACCAGCUUGAGAGCAAAAAUUAGCAACUUGAUUAGCAGUGCCACAGACACCGAGGGGGUCCACACUCUGCUGGAUGACCUGCUGGCCCCGGACAUCUACUUCCGCUUCAACCCCAUGCUGAGCGCUGAGGUGUCCCUGGAUGAGAGCCGGCGAGGUGCCCUGGAUAAGCUGCAGGAAGACACCCAGAUCUACCUGGAGAGGAACCGGCUUAAGCUGGCCAGGCUGUGUAUGGUCCUGGGGGCGGAACGUUCAGCUGUCAAUCAAACUGAGGACUGGAUCAGGGAAAGGGCCUGGGAGCUGAAGCAGAGAUGGGUGUGAACAGGUAUGCGUGUGUGUAUAUAAAAAAAAUGCACAUGAAGGUGUGUGCAUGCACACACACACACACACAGGCUUGCACACUUACAAACAUGCAAAAAAAAAUUUAUAUCUGUCACACACACACAUGCAUGCAUGCACACACAUUCUCACACACUUAUAGAGACAAAUCGGGGUUCUGUUCAGCACUUAUAUUAAAGUUUGUUGUGACCCAAACCCUAUUUUCAUGCAAAAGUCUCAGUUGCUUGAGAUUGACAUGGACAUAAAGUAAAUAUGCACACAAAGGCAUGUUAACUUCAAAGAGCAAGUUUAAUUUUAUAAGUACUGUAUGAAAAAGCUGUGAUAUCACAAAUAAAACGCUAAUUCCAGCCUCUCAGAUUUUGGUUUCAAAAAUAAAAAUUCCCAUUUCAUUGACUCAAAAAUGUAAAUCCUGCUGACUAUGUUUUAUGUAAUGUAUUUAUUAACUUAUUGUCUGAACUUGAGUAGACACUUUCUUGAAAUGUGAUUCUGAAUUAGUGACCUACAUUUGAAUACGUUUAAUCUUUUGCACAUUGUCUGAAAUCUUGCACUGAAAAAAAAAAUUUGCACCUAUUGUUUUAGCAUUGUAUUUUUGUGACUAUAUAUUGAAUAAACUGGUGUCAGUUAUCAAA
Molecule: messenger RNA, 2639 nt
Organism: Lampris incognitus (smalleye Pacific opah)
Lineage: Eukaryota; Metazoa; Chordata; Actinopteri; Lampriformes; Lampridae
Product: calcium-independent phospholipase A2-gamma-like
Exons: 8
Coding region: 1-1992 (663 amino acids)
Biological process (GO): arachidonate metabolic process
Cellular component (GO): membrane
Source: RefSeq, a predicted model, not a curated record